AUGCAUAUUGGACUACCAAGCCACUCCGGGUCACCAAGCCACUCCGGGUCACCAAGCCACUCCGGCUCACCAAGCCACUCUGGGUCACCAAGCCACUCCGGGUCACCAAGCCACUCCGGGUCACCAAGCCACUCCGGCUCACCAAGCCACUCUGGGUCACCAAGCCACUCCGGGUCACCAAGCCACUCCGGCUCACCAAGCCACUCUGGGUCACCAAGCCACUCCGGGUCACCAAGCCACUCCGGCUCACCAAGCCACUCUGGGUCACCAAGCCACUCCAGGUCACCAAGCCACUCGGGGUCACUAAGCCACUCCGGGUCACCAAGCCACUCCAGAUCACCAAGCCACUCGGGGUCACUAAGCCACUGGGUCACCAAGCCACUCCGGGUCACCAAGCCACUCCGGGUCACCAAGCCACUCCGGCUCACCAAGCCACUCUGGGUCACCAAGCCACUCCGGGUCACCAAGCCACUCCGGCUCACCAAGCCACUCUGGGUCACCAAGCCACUCGGGGUCACCAAGCCACUCGGGGUCACUAAGUCACUCCGGGUCACCAAGCCACUCCAGAUCACCAAGCCACUCGGGGUCACUAAGCCACUCUGGGUCACCAAGCCACUCCAACUCACCAAGCCACUCCAGGUCACCAAGUCACUCCAGGUCACCAAGCCACUCGGGGUCACUAAGCCACUCCGGGUCACCAAGCCACUCCAGAUCACCAAGCCACUCUGGGUCACCAAGCCACUCCAACUCACCAAGCCACUCCAGGUCACCAAGCCACUCCGGGUCACCAAGCCACUCCAGGUCACCAAGCCAGGUCACUAG
Procambarus clarkii (red swamp crayfish) is the source of this 822-nucleotide messenger RNA. The record is from RefSeq and is a predicted model, not a curated record. NCBI's taxonomy places the organism in Eukaryota, Metazoa, Arthropoda, Malacostraca, Decapoda, Cambaridae.